UCCUGCUAUAAUUAAGUGCAUAUCGCCUGCCAUCAAAGUCGAAAGUGCUGCAAAGUGUGCAAAGUGUUGCGCACUUAUUAACUAAUAUUCGGGAGUGAAUAAUCUGCAUGUAAACGUAAUUAAUUGUUCUUAUUAGUGAGUGCCACGAUAAGGAACGACAACGGUGAAAUAAGAGAGGCGGAGGAGGAGAAGGCCCGGGGCGACAUCAGGUCAUGGCGGUGUAACCAUGAGGCCGACCACCCGUCCGGAGAAAGAAGCUCGGCGCCCCUAACAUCUGUAUCUCUAGCGACCCUACCACGGAGCGCCAUCCCACCACAUUCUGUAGCGUGAGUGGGGAUCGGGCCAGCCGGGUAUAAAAGACGGGUCGACCGACGUUCCGGCACCUUUUCCUUUCCUGCUUCUGCUGUCCAACCUUCCAAUAGCAUCGGUUAGCGAGCGUUCUCGGUGUUCAGGAUCCUAUCUUUCUAUCUAGUGCCGAGUGACGGGUAUCUCCGGUGUCCGGCCUCCUGUCUCUGAUAUUCCCCGGGUGUUGGGCGCUCUCGCUGCUCUGCCGGGUGUUCUCGGUGUCCGGAGUCCCGUUCCUCCCUGUACAGCGAUACAGUCUACGUGUCGCACUACGCCACAUUCGUGUGGCAACAGGCCUCGUGCCUUAAUAACGUUGGGACAGCAGUACCGCUUCGAGCAGGUGUGAGCCAGGCUUUACGCCUGGAGUUGUAUAGAAUAAGUAUAAAUAAAGGUUACCCUUGCCUCCUGCUCUUCUUACCGCUAGCCUGUUAGCCAGUAAGUUCGCCUGUUAGGGAUAGAGACUACCGUUGCGACUCGGCUCCGCCGACCAUUUACUGAUAAGUCCGCGAUGCGCUUAGCCGCCUGCGUUCCCGUGUAAAUAUAUAUAGUCACCCGUUAGUACAUAAGUCUGCCCGUUGUGAAUAAAGAAUUCCUUCCUGCCUACUCGUACAUAAGCAUUAGUUAUAAGUUAGUUAUAAGGACUGAUGUGUCCGUUGUGCUGUCUCGUCUCCGCGAUUGUAGUUUGUUGUGUCCACUGCGUCCGAUCAUUGCAUUUGUUCACUUUGUUCAAUUUGUUCGUUACUUGCUCCGUCAAUACAUUGCGAGAUUUAUUUCAUAUGUAUCCGUUUCUAUAAAAACAAAAUAAAGCCUAAUUAUAUUAUAUUACGACGCCGCCUCCGCCGGUUCGUGAUCGCGAAUCCUGCUCCUUUUGCCAACCGAGAUGCCGUCGACAGGCACCCGACCGUCCGCGAGCCCUUCCGCCACUUCCGAAAUAGCCACCACGGAUAAUGCAAAGGCAUUUAGUCACAUCCGGAAGUGGGGAUGCCUAUUCGACGGAAAGGACCCGAUAUCAUUCCUCGAGCGAGUCGAGGAACUCCAUCGGGCUUAUGGCUUCUCCGACAGGCAACUGCUCAUGGGAUUGCCCGAGCUACUACGCGGCAACCCGCUCCUGUGGUACCGCAACUGCCGAGACUCGUGGAACAACUGGACCGAGUUUAGCCGUGACUUUCGAGCCCGGUUCCUGCCCCCAGGAUUUGAGAGGCAGCUCCGACGAACCAUUCAGGGCCGGUGCCAGAAGCCACACGAACAAUUUAAUAUAUACGCUACUGAGAUAUUGACGAUGAUGCGGCGCGCCGGCGGGUACACUCCUCAAGACAAGAUCGACAAGCUGUACGAAGGCAUGGAACCCGAAUAUCGCCUGUACAUCAACCGCAACGAUAUUUCCAGCGUAAGCGAGCUCACAUCUCGCGCUAACGAGUACGAGGAGAUCACUCGCCAACAGCAGGAGCGGCAACGAGGGACAAAGUCGACAGCCAGCCCCGUCAUGUUGGUCAAGUUGCGGCAAAGACAGGAUGCUCAGUCGCAAUUGCCACCCGACGUCGGAAAACGGCUCCAGGAUCGAAGACGCCGCUCCGACCAAGUCCACAUAAGCUUCAAUCCGCGACCGCAUAUCAGUAUCCAGAUACACCGGCAUCACUUGUGGGCCCUUAUCGAUUCCGGCUCGGAAGUUUCGUUUGUGAGUACGGAGACCGCGCAAGAUCUAACUGAGGGAACGUGCCGUCCCGCUCCAGCGGCCACCGAGAUAAACCUUGCCAAUGGAAGCCAAGUCCCGAUUGAGGAAACAUUUGAUCUUCCCAUCACGUUCCAGGGAGAAACUUUUUCUCACCGUUUCUCUGUGCUGCCGAAUCUAAGCAGUUCCGUACUGAUCGGCACCGAUUUAUGGGCCAAGUUGAGGCUCACCCUGCCUCCACCACCGCUGAGACAUGAGACGCCGGUGUCGCUGCCCCCGGUGCUCGUCACCUUGGGCGAUGGCCAAACGGUGGCGGUGCCGCAUUACGCCGCGCAUAUCAGCCGGCGUUACCGGACGACGACUCCGACAGGACGAUGGGUGAUCCGGUUUGACUGGCACGGCCGACCCCGGAUGAUCCGACUCAACGAAGCUAUUGGAACAACAGUACCGUCUUGAGCGAGUGAGUUAGUUAUUCCUUAGUUGUUCGUUCAUUGCGUUCAUUCGUCGCAUCCAGUGCAUUGCGUUCACUGCGUUUGUUACUUUUGUGUUAAUAUAUCGCGAGAUUUAUUAUUCAUAUAUAUUUUUGUAAGAACU
Messenger RNA from Formica exsecta, 2608 nucleotides. RefSeq lists its product as uncharacterized. NCBI's taxonomy places the organism in Eukaryota, Metazoa, Arthropoda, Insecta, Hymenoptera, Formicidae. The record is from RefSeq and is a predicted model, not a curated record. The transcript is spliced from 3 exons. The coding region runs from base 1226 to 2470 and encodes 414 amino acids.